UAUUUAUUCUAUGAUAUAAGUAAAGUAUAUCAGCAAACAAGUUAAAUAAGCAUCUAGUUUAUUUUAAUUUAAAGAAAUAAUUAAUUAAAAGUGAUUUAAAAUAAUAUUUAUAUUAAAGUUUAUAUAAUGUAUAAUUUCGGUCUUAAAAAUAGCAUAGUUUUAUUUAAAAAAUUACAAUCAGUUGUUAUUUUAUCUUCGUCAUUUAAUACUAACCUUAGUAAAAUCCAAAUACCAACACAUUUCAUAAAACGUAAUUUUGCUGAAAGUUUUUAUGAAAAAAAAUCAAAAUCAGAUAUAGAUGAGAAGGAUGAGAAGAUAUUACAACAACUAUUACAAAAUCCUGAUAUGAAUAAAAAGUAUAAAUUGUUACAAUAUGAAUAUGAAUAUUUGCGAGAAACAACCCAAACAGUCCCUCAAACGUUACGACCGAAAGAUUAUAUAUAUUUGUUAAAUUCAUCUAAGACACAUCAAAGGAAACAUUUUCGAUUUCUCUUUAUAAAUGAAAAGAAAAGAGAAAACAAUAGACAAAAACAUGAACAAAAGAUGGAAGCAGCACGUUUAGAAAUGAAAAAACAAGAAGAAGAAUGUCAUAGUGGUUUAAAAUAUGGUCUUGCACAUAAUUCUUUAUUUAUGCGAAUUUAUGAAAAAUCAUUAGAUUCCUUUUUAAAUUUCAAUCUAUCAAUAUCUUCAAUGUUUGAGCCAAAAAUAGUGUUUGAUUGCGGAUAUGAUAAUUUAAUGACAAAUUACGAAAUAAUGAAUUGUGCCAAACAAUUAUUACUCAGUUUUGUUUAUAAUCGUUGGCAUAAAAAUCCAGCUGACCUUUAUUUUUGUAAUGCACCACAGGAUAAUAAAAUUUUGACAAAGUUUCAUAGUUUAGUACCAAGUGUUUAUGACAGAAGUUUUCCAUUAAAUAUAACUUCUAAGUCUUAUCUUGAUAUUUUUGAUAAAAAUGAUUUAGUAUAUCUAACACCGCAUUGUAACAAAGAAAUGACAUUUUACAAUCCUGACAAAAUUUAUAUUAUUGGAGCACUAGUGGAUAAGAUGUCUCCUCAACCUUAUUCCUUAGCAAAAGCUAAAAAAGAAGGUAUAAGCAUGGAGAAACUACCAAUAGAUAGAUAUUUACGCUGGAACACUGGAUCUACUAAAAGUCUUACUCUUAAUCAAGUUUUAGCUAUAUUAGUAGAUGUAAAAUAUUCAAAAGAUUGGAUGGCUGCUUUUAAUAAUAAUAUUCCAAUUAGAAAAGUGAUGAGAACAAAUCCUGAAUUUUAUAAGAACAAAGUUUCAAUUAAAACUAAUUAAAUUAAUGUUUCUAUU
Messenger RNA from Vespa mandarinia (Asian giant hornet), 1314 nucleotides. RefSeq names its product tRNA methyltransferase roswell (gene rswl). Lineage: Eukaryota; Metazoa; Arthropoda; Insecta; Hymenoptera; Vespidae. Gene Ontology annotation, biological process: mitochondrial tRNA 5'-end processing; positive regulation of mitochondrial translation. Gene Ontology annotation, cellular component: nucleoplasm; nucleus; mitochondrion. Gene Ontology annotation, molecular function: tRNA binding. The record is from RefSeq and is a predicted model, not a curated record.